Messenger RNA from Quercus robur (English oak), 438 nucleotides. RefSeq lists its product as uncharacterized. Bases 1 to 438 code for a protein of 145 amino acids. The transcript is spliced from 3 exons. Lineage: Eukaryota; Viridiplantae; Streptophyta; Magnoliopsida; Fagales; Fagaceae. The record is from RefSeq and is a predicted model, not a curated record.
AUGUUUUGGGGGCACGCAGUAGACAAUGGCAAAUGGAGACUUACCAUGCUUUUGCUGACUGAGCUGUUUUUGAGGACAACUGGUGCUAUUGUAAUUCAAGGAAGUCUAAAAACACUUCCACAAAAUCCGCCGGAAAUGACUAAUGAACUUGGUAUCCUGGCCAAUGAGUUGUAUAUCAACUUGAAGAAGUGCAGCUUCUUGACUGAUAAGUUACUGUUCUUAGGGUAUGUGGUCAGUGUGGAUGAGAUUCGUGUUGAUGAGGACAAGGUCUGUGCAAUUGGAGAAUGGCCAACCCCAAAGACAAUGAAUGAUGUGCGAAGCUUCCAUGGGCUGGCAACCUUCUAUCGAAGGUUUAUUCAAGAUUUCAAUAGUACAAUAGCCCCUAUCAUUGAGUGUCUGAAGAAGGGGAGGUUCUCAUGGGGAAAGGAGGCAAAAUAG